Molecule: messenger RNA, 1628 nt
Organism: Silurus meridionalis
Lineage: Eukaryota; Metazoa; Chordata; Actinopteri; Siluriformes; Siluridae
Source: RefSeq, a predicted model, not a curated record
ACUACCAAAGAUGCUAAGAGUUCCUGAUCUCCAGUAAUCUUAUAACUCAGACAGACAGAAGAUUGUAGAAAACAUUCAGAAGUACAAAACAAGAACUCAGCUUGGAAAUGUCUGCUUGUUUGGUGUAAACUAAUGAUUACUGAGCUCUACAUCCUGUGAUGUUAUGGCUACCUAACCAAAAGAAUGCGCUUGGUUUAGUAAAGGUAAGCCAAUGAUGAAUUAGCCAGUGAUAAAACCAGGAGCAAACUUUUCCUAGCUCUAGUUACAUCAUUACAACAGUCACUGGAAUUCUGGGAAACAGGAUGCCAGCCAAGACACCUAUGUAUCUAAAGACACCCACACCAAAGAAUGGCAAAAAAAUAAAACUGAGGGAUGUUCUCUCAAGUGAUAUGAUCAGCCCUCCUCUAGGAGACUUGCGUCACAGUGCCCACGUUGGACCAGAGGGGGAGAAUGACAUGUUCGGAGAUGUUAGCUUCCUCCAAGGCAAAGUGGACAUGUUACCUGUGUCAGCACACCCAUCAAACCUCUCUUCAAACAACAUGAACAGGCAUGCUGAUGACAUGUUUGAUAAAGGCCGACAGCACAGGUAUGACCCUCGUCAUAACUCAAAUCACAACUCCAUUCUUAAAAACACUAUCUCAAUGCCUGCCUUCAUUGCGCCUGAGCAGCCACCUCCCAAACCUCCUCGUCUACACUUAGAGGAAAGCUCUAAACAGCAAAAGAACCACCAUAAUCAGCAGCAACACUCCAUGCCUGUGUGCACAGAAGGGGUUGGACACUACAUGGAGCUCUACCAUGAUUUCACCCUCAUCCCCAUCUUGAGACACCUUGUGCCCUCUGCUGGCUCUUUCUCUGAAGGCUCCUCAGAUGAGUCUAUAUCUGAGAGCUGUGCUCCACCGGAUCCUAAGCGAGGCCUGAGCUUGGACUCUGAUGCUGGCCUGAGCAAUGAGGACCUGAGAAGUGAACACAGCGAAUCUUCCACAUUUUCCCCCACCAUGUCACGCUCAGAGUCUUUUGCUGGCCUCGACCUCGAUCUGGGACCAUCCAUUCUGGAGGACGUUUUAAGAAUAAUGGAUCGUUACAAGAGUGCAAAACAGGUGUGAGCUGUAAGCUAGCAAAGACUCUUUAAACAUUGUAUAGUGCAUGUCUUUGCUUGGGCUUGUGCUUCCCAUGCUCAGGGAAUAGUUAAGACUCCCUGGACACAAAAGUGACCGAUUGUGGCAAUAAGACUAAAACUGAUAACUGCAUCUCUUACUGUGUAAAUGUCCCUCUAAAAAGGAGAGGCAGAAUGGAAAACUGCUUUUAUGCAUUGUUUAUACUGUAAACUUACAAUAUUCAUUGGAAAUCUACUCACUGUUAAUGGGCUGUGCUUUUUUUUUGCCGUCUUACUUCAUAAUUUAAAAGUAUUUAAACAUGGGACAAAUACAGUGCAACAUUCAGAAAAUUAAUCACUGAUUUUUAACAAUAUCUAUGAUUUAAUCCAAUCUAUCUUGACGCCCAUAUCUUGGCAUGUGUUUGUUUUCCUAUGUUUGUUGGGAUCUAUCACAAACAUAGGUCGUUGUUCAUAUCUAUCAUAAUAUGAGAUAUUGGUUUAACAUGGUCAUGUAAAUAAAAUAUUUCAAAACCAA